UUGACAACGAUCCGUCCAAAGCAUCAGUAUGCCGGAAUCUGCUGCGCCAUUGUCUCCGAUCGGUCAAGGCGAUGCCAAGCGAUUAAAGUCUUUCGACAGCGGUGUGCCGAUCGAGUACCAUGUCAUUCUCUUCUACAAGUACGUGGAGGUGCCUGACCCGACCGCCGAAAAGACGGCCCAGCAUGACAAGUGUGUGGAGCUGGGUCUGCUCGGCCGUUCGCUCGUGAGCGAAGAAGGCAUCAACGCGACGUUUGCCGGGUCGUUGGAAGACAUCAACAAAUACGUCGAGUACAUGUGCGCCCAUCCUGUGUUCUCGAUGACGACAGAGGAUUUCAAGCGCAGCAUGGUCGUGUCAACUCCACCGUUCAGCGAACUCGUCAUCAAGUACGUCAAGGAAAUCGUGAGCACGGGCGGAGCCGUUGCCCCGCCUCCUGUCACGAUGACAGAUGAGGAGCGAGGGUACUUGACGCCGCAGCAAUUCCACGCCGCGAUGGCUGCGAAGGAUGCCAACACAGUUGUGCUCGACGUCCGCGCUCAUAAAGAAUUCCUUGUCGGCCACUUUCAGGACGCAUUGGAUCCCCAGGUGAAGAACUUUUCCGAGUAUUAUACAUUCCUGGACCACCACAUCCCGAAAUUCAAAGAGAACAAGCCCAAGGUCCUCAUGUACUGCACGGGCGGCAUCCGCUGUGAGAAGGCGUCGCAGUUUCUGCGCAGCCGCGGUGUCACGGAUGUGCAUCAUUUGAAGGGUGGUAUCCACAAGUACUUGGAGCAGUUUCCUGACGGUGGGUUCUUCAAGGGCAAGAACUUUAUCUUUGACAAGCGAGUCCUCAUGGGCCCCGAACAAAGCGACGUCGUCGGGACGUGCAUUGAAUGCAAGGCGUCGUACGAUACCUUCAACGGUGGCAAAGUGUGCUCGGUGUGCCGCGAUUUGCUGCUGGUGUGCGACUCGUGCUACGCCGCGCGCCACGGCGAAGUCCACUGCGGCGACCACCAAUACCUGAAGAACUGCUACUUUACCUUUAUCCAGUACUUUACGGCGGCUGAACUGGAGGCCCAAGUGGCGGGCCUUGAACAAGUGUACACGGCACUUCUAGACGAACCCGACCUGGCCAAGCGGAGUAAGAACAAACGUCGCACCGUUCGCAAGCAAAUCGAAAAGGUCAAAGCGCGUUUGGAAGCUGUUCAAGCCGACCCGGCCGUCGUCGAGACGCGUCGAGGAUUCCACUGCCGCACGUGUGGCAGUACGUCGUGCACGGGCAACUGCUGGGGGUUUUGGAACGAAGUGCAAUAGAAAGAGCUCAAUCCAGGGCACAUUCCAGCUAUAUCUCCAACCAGAAGAUUUGGGUCGGUUCAACUCGACUUUGGCCGAGAACUUUUCAUUGUCGGUGCUGCUGCUACAAACUUUUUUUAUCAGUGGUGUGCACCGUUUCGUGACAGCAGUGUGCCAUGAAGGGGGAUAUGGUUCUUCAUGGUGGCGGUCCAAACAGCAAAUAGUGCAUUGCGUUUACUUCGUAUUCGAUUGUGGGGGAACGUGUUGAAGGAAGCGCUGCGGCGCCGAGCGUUGGAGACAAGGAUGAAUGAUGCACGGGGGGUUUCGCAGGGGAUGUCGGGAAAUGGGAAGGGCUCAUGGGAGGCGAAGUCACUCGAAGAUCGUUGCCGAAGAAGUGCGGUGAUGGCGCGUUCGCUUGAGGGGCGGUGGUGGAGUAUUCUUUCACGCUUGAUCGGUGCUUCAAAUGCAUAUUGGACGUCAACGGACUGGUGGGGCUGCUAAAUGUUGGACUCAUGGGAGGGCUGAACAAUGGAGUGGUGGGUGCCGCCAUGGGCACGGAGAUCGGAGGCGAAAGAAAAGGGGAGGGUGGUUGGGUUGGAGCAAUAGUUUCGAAAUCAUUUUGAGAAGGCGCAGUAGCCUCUGGCACAUAGCUCGAGGGCGCCGUCGCCGCUGUCGCGGAGUCAUGCUGGCGCGAUUGUUGCGAAUGCGGAACGGAUGGCUCCGAGACAGGUAAUGAUGCUUGAACCUGCGACACGGAUGGCUCCAAGACUGGUGAUGAUGCUUGAACCUGCGGCUGCGGUGGAAGUGGGCUUUGCGCGGUUGCGGCUGGCUGGGUCUCCGUUGUCGAUGCUGGCACAAGCGAAUCCUGUGUAGUUGAUGUGUUGAUAGUUUGUAUAGACGGUAUUUCGCCCUGGAUUGGAAUACUACUCGAUGAGGCUGGCUGCAGUCCAACGCUUGAGGGAAAGUCGCCUUUGGUCGUGGUGGGAACGUCAUGAGCUGCCGUGUUUGCUGGCGAUUGUUGUUGCGACGGCUGAAGUUGGAUUUGUCUACCAUCACCGCUUGGAAUGACUGAUGCUGAGUCCGGAAGGGGACGAUCCGAGCCUGCCUGGGGUUCCAAGGCAACCAAAUUUGCUGGCUUCUCGAGUAUUCCCAGUUCUGUCGACCCCAUCUUUGUAGCAGUCCCAGGUGCACCCACGCCGCCCUUUGUCUGGAUUUCGUCAGUGCUUCCGCUGGUCUUGACUGGAACUUGGGCAUUCAGCUGUGCUAUUGGACUGGCACUGUUUGCAUUGGCUAGCGAAGCAGGAGCAGUUGGUUCAUCAACUGGCAUGGUGCUUUCGUCCCCGGCAUGAUGGUCAAACUCGAGCUCGUCUUCAAGGUUUUCCGUGCCGUGAUCGACUUCGUGAUUGUUAAUCUCGCGUGUGGAGUCAGUGUUUGUACCGAAGCCUCCUUUCUCCAUGUCUGUGGCGACGGGAAUUCCUGAGACGUCGUCCAUGUCAUCGUGGCUCCACUGGGAUGGCAGCGGAGCCACCGGGGGUGUCAAGCGUUCUUGUUUACUUGGAAGCUUCUUGCACUUCUCGCCGCGGAGAUGUCGACUUUGUGUGAGUAGGUCUGCUUGGCCACGCAUUUCAGGCUUUGCAUUAUUUUCUGGGUUGGUUGGCCCUUUCUUAGCUUGAAGGAAUUGUGGAGGAGACUGACGAGCUUGCGAGGGUUGUCGUGAUUGACGCGCGUCGUCUUUGAAUUCGGGAAGGCUUUCUGUGGUGUCGGGUACAUCGUCCAAGCGUUCGUCGGCAGGGCUCCCUUCAGCCAUGUACUGCAGCAAAUGCAGUGUCGUCGCGGGUUUCAACUCCAUCUGCAGUUUGCAUUCUGCGUCAAUGUGCCCUUUGGCAUGUUGCGGUAUUUGUUUCGUUUCGAUGCUUUUGGACAGCUCCUCUUCAAAGGGCAACGUGGCACGCGGCGGAGGCAUAUCCACGGGUGCAACAAGUGGCAAGUCGUCCGAGUCGGUCGCGGCGUCCGUUUUCGUCUUUUGUGGAGGCAUGACCUUUGGGAUGUCUAUCGGUGGCGGGCGUGGGGACUGCUUGAGUGGUGGCGACGGCAACUUUUCUUGUUGUGGCUGAGGCGACAGUGGAGGAUUCGCGAGUUUCUCGUUCUCGCGGUCUGUCUGGCUAAGUUGUUGUCGGUAUUUCAAGCGAAGAUAAAUCUUUUGCAUAUCGUUGGCGAGACGCUUAAUGGCCGCGACAUCGGUCGCAACAGAAUUGGCCUUGAUGAGAUCGCUCUCUGUUUGAGCUUGAUUGUCCCCGUCGUCAUCGCCGUCGUCGUCACUGCUUUCAUCGGCACUGCUGCUGUCUACAGCUGACGACUCGGAAACGUCAUCGCUGCCGCUGCUCUCACCACUGCUCGCCACGUCGCUUUCGUCCUCGGCUGCGCUCAUCUCUGGCUGUUUUUCGAACAAACCUUACGUUCCUACGUAUGGGGCAACAGUUACAAGCCAACUUUUCAGUCUCGCC
Aphanomyces invadans is the source of this 3774-nucleotide messenger RNA. RefSeq lists its product as hypothetical. The transcript is spliced from 3 exons. The record is from RefSeq and is a predicted model, not a curated record. Lineage: Eukaryota; Oomycota; Saprolegniomycetes; Saprolegniales; Verrucalvaceae. The coding region runs from base 29 to 1291 and encodes 420 amino acids.